AGGUCCGUGGUGCUCUUUAGUUUUGGUUCUUGAAUUUCCCUAGCAGUCAAUAUGAACAAGUUCGGAGAUUUGAAAUCUGAUGGUGGCUUGAAGUCACUUAACACACACUUGGCGGACCAUAGCUACAUUGAUGGAUUUGAACCGUCGGAAAGCGAUGUAACUGCGUUGAAGACCAUAGGUAAAGCCCCUGCCGAUGUGAAAUUCCCGAAUGUUGCUCGUUGGUUCCGACACAUCUCUAGUUUCUCUGAUGCUGAGCGUGUGGUUUUCAACAAAUCCGGCGCUGGUGAUGCUCCAAAGGCGACCGCUGCUCCCGCCGAUGAUGAUGACGAUGUCGAUCUCUUCGGAUCUGAAGAUGAGGAAGAGAGCGCCGAGGCACAGAAGCUUCGCGAUGAACGCUUGAAGGCCUAUGAAGCGAAGAAGUCCAAGAAACCCGUAUUAAUUGCGAAAUCCAGUGUACUCCUUGACGUGAAGCCAUGGGACGACGAAACGGAUUUGAAGGACAUGGAGGAGAAGGUUCGCUCUAUCGAAAUGGAGGGCUUGAUUUGGGGAGCUGCAAAACUCGUACCUGUGGGCUAUGGAAUCCAAAAGUUGCAGAUUAUGUGUGUUAUUGAAGACGAUAAGGUCUCCGUGGACGAGCUCACAGAGAAGAUCCAGGACUUCGAAGAUUUUGUCCAAUCUCUUUUGUCUCUGUACGAGAUAAAACCUCCGAUUUCCAAAGCCAAAAUGAUGUCGGUUACGAAAUCUGCUUUGAAAGCCAACAAGAUGUACAAGCACGUUGUACAAAGCGUUGAGAAAUUCAUCCAAAGGUGUAAGCCCGAAUACAAGAUCCCUGGUCUCUACGUGAUAGACUCCAUCGUCCGCCAAUCUCGGCAUCAGUUUGGCGACCGAGAUACUUUUGCUCCCCGUUUUUCGCGGAACAUCAAGGAAACUUUCGUUCAUCUCUUCAAAUGCACUGCUGAAGAAAAGAGCAAAAUUAUACGUGUCCUGAAUCUCUGGCAACAUCAUAAGGUCUUUCCCGCCGAUAUAAUUCAACCGUUGAUUGAUCUUGCGGACUCGGAGCAUCCAUUUCAUGAAGAGGUGGAGACGAAACUGUUGAAGAAACAGCAAGAGAAACAACAGCAGAAGCUUCAGCAGGGAUUCAAAGGAAAUGAUCCUUCGAAUGCUGGGAUAACUAUACGCCGAGACUUGUAUGGAGCAUCUGAGAAUGGAGGCGUACAGGAUAUGGAAUUGGAAGUGGAGCCGAUGAUGGGAGAGAAUUCGCAGUCUGGAAGUACAGAAAGCGACAGUUUGCUGUGUAUGCGGCAAAUUCAAGCCAUUCGGGAUCUGAUCGGACAGAGUGGUGUUGACUACGGCGCUUCACCUAAGAAGAGAACACCACUAGCGGAUGGACGAACUGUGGCGCUCAACGGAAGCCUGUUGGAUUUGGGCUUUGAUUAUGAUUCCCCGGAUGAGGACGCCCGGAGUCGCCAUGGGCACCAGUCGACGGUCCAGCAACAGCACGCCGUGCAGCACGAGCACCAGCGGAUGGCGCGCGGGUCGCCCGCUGUCGCCGCCGCCGCCGUCAGGGACGCCAACGGAGGGGCCGCUGCUGCUGCUGCUGCGGCGGCGCCCGUGCCCCAAAGCGUCACGCCCAGUGUCACCGACACUCUGUCCCAAAUUCUCGCCGAUCCGGAGCUCUUGAUGCGACUCCAAGCCCUCAAGGCGCCGCAACUGGACUUCCAUCAGGUCCAAGUUGCCGCCCAACAGCAACAACAACAGCAGACACAACUCAUGGACGAAGACUUGCGUGAUCGGUCUGCGCAACCCGUGCGUUUCGGGUGGCGUGAGAAACACAAAUCCACACCUGCUCCUCCUCUGCCCAAUCCGUCUCCAUUGAUCUUUCCUGGGCUGCCCUUUGAACACGACCGCGACUUCGACGCCCGUCAACAAUUCUCGUUCCCGCCACCCAACGUGGGUAAUCCGCCGCCGUCUCAGCAACAGUCGGAGCAUGAUGAAAUAGUUAUCUUGGACGACGAUGAUGAUGAUAGGAGGGGACGAGGACGACGGAGGUCGUCUCCGAAGAGGCGGUCGAGGAGUAGGAGUAGAGAAGGAAGGAGACGGCGACGACGGUCCAGAAGUAGAUCGAGGUCGGGGAGUCGAUCGAAGGAAAGGAGGAGGAAAACGAGAAGGAGUCGAUCCAAGGACGUGGAUGAUGAGAAUGAGGACAGGGAACGUGAGAGAAGGAAAAAGGGUCUUCCGCCGAUCAAGAGCGGGCAUUUAUCAAUUUGCAGUACAACGCUGUGGAUAGGCCAUUUGUCAAAACUUGUUCACGAAGCUGAAUUGAGUGACGUUUUCGGAACUUUUGGCGAAAUUACGUCGAUUGACUUGAUUUCUCCAAGAGGCUGCGCUUUCGUUUGCAUGCUACGACGACAAGACGCGUAUCGGGCCAUGACGAAAUUGAAGGACGCGCUUAUUGGCGGAAAGAAUAUCACGAUUGCCUGGGCUCCCGGAAAAGGUGUGAAGGAUCGAGAAUUGAAAGAUUUCUGGGAAGGCGACUUGGGAGUGAGUUAUAUCCCGUAUGGCAAGUUAACGCCGAAUAUCACGUUGCAUAUUCUGGAAGACGGAGGAACAGCGGACGAAGAAACGAUACCUGAUCAUUUACGAGAGCAACUAAUGAGGAAACCGGUCCCUGUUGUGCCUAUCGCGAUACCCAUGCCAAUCAUGGACCCGCAAAGCUCCCUUUCAAAUUCCCCUCAAGUCAUACCACCACCGCCACCCGUGCAACCUCCGCUUCCACCGGCGCCUCCGAAGGAGCCCGGGCCUCUCCUACCACCGUUGCCUCCGCCUCCAAUGCCCACGGCUAACAUGCCACCGGGAUUGCUUGGCUUGGCACCAGGAAUCCUGGGCGGACCCGGUGCUCCGCCUGGGUUGUCCAUGAUGAGCUUCAUCGGCGGACCUCCUCCUGGCAUGAUGCCGCCUCCAGGGAUGCUGAUGGCCCCGCCAGGAAUGCGACCUGGACUAUUGCCGCCGCCGGGACAAUUUAUGGGUUUCCUGCCGGGCUUGGGACCCCCGGUUGGCCCGCCGAACGAUGGCCUAUUGCCAGUGGCCCCGUUGAUGCCGCCUCCCGGCGAAGAAGACGACGGAGAGCAUCUUUGGGAGCGAGACCGGAAUCGUGAGCGCCAAAACGUAGAGAAGGAAGAUGUCGAAGAGUUUUUCGAAAGAGAUCGUUCCCGAGAAUUCAGGCGGAAUUUCGGGCGUGACAACGGUUGGCGAAACAAUGAUCGAAUGGUCGAACGACGAGAUAAUAGGGACAGGGAUCGAGACAGAGACCGAGAUCGAUCGCGAGACAGAGACAGAGAUCGAGGUGGUCGGGAUCGUGACAGACGUGGAAGAGACAGAGAUGCGGGAGGCAAUAGUGGUGGUACUGGCACUGGUACAGGUAAUUGGGAGAAGGAGGGAAGAAGACCGAGGCGAGAAGGACGUAGGUCGAGAUUUGACAGUCCGGGACCUGAUGACAAACGAUAUUUGCGUCGGGGAGGAGAUGCCGAUCCAGAAUUGCCAGUUGCCAAAGGCAUUCUUGGCGAUGCUCCUCCGAUCCCGGAAGAGAUGAGGGAACCCCCCAAGGUGCCGAUUAUUCCACUUGCAGAAUUGGAUGGACCACCUCCAUGGCUGUUGAUGCCUGAUGGGCCUUUUGGAGGACCGGGCAUCUUCCCGGAUGAAGAACCCCCGGCACCUGGUGGUUGGGGUGGAGGAGGCGGUGGAUUUGGUGGCAAUAGCUUCCAGCCUUUUGGACGUGGUAGAGGUCGUGGGUUCCGUGGUAGAGGUCGUGGCGGUCCCCCACCUCCGUGGGCACAUCCAAUGGGUUUUGAAGGAUUGCCCCCACCUCGACAUCUGAUGGAUGAAGAUCCGUUUCCCCGUCGAGGCAAUCGCAGAAGUGGGCCUGACGAUCGCGGGAGCGGCGGCGGCGGUGGUAGGGGAGGCCGAGGCGGUCGCGGACGUAAUAGUUGGUCCCGCAGCAGCGGUGGCAAUCGCAACAGCCGCAGUCCGAACGAAUUGGAGUUCCAGCCGUGGACCUCACCGGGGUCCAUGGCCAAUCAAGAACGCCAGGACAGAGAACACUACGAAAGAGAACGCGAAGAUGACAGGAAGGCAGAAGAAGCAGCAGCGAUUCAAUGCUCAGGGAGAGAGCCGUUUGCGAGCAAUGAAGGUGUGAAAAACUUCGGCGAAGUAGAUGAAGCAGCGAAGGACGCAUCAGAAAGUGGUGGUUUCGAGCAAGAAAUCGGCAGCGACUUUGGGAAAGAGAUGGGCGGCGAUUUUGGGCAAGAAAGCGAAGGCGGAGGCAACGACGGCUUCAGAAAAGACAGUGGUGGUGGCGACGGCGAAGACAACUUCAGGCAAGGCACGGGCGAUGAUUUCAGGCCAGACAUGGGCAGUGAUUUCAGGCAAGACACGGGCGAUGAUUUCAGGCCAGACACGGGCAGUGAUUUCAGGCAAAACACGGGCGAUGAUUUCAGGCCAGACACGGGCGAUGAUUUCAGGCCAGACACGGGAAUUGAUUUCAGGCAAGACGCGGGCGAUGAUUUCAGGCCAGACACGGGCAGUGAUUUCAGGCAAGACACGGGCAGUGAUUUCAGACAAGAGAUCGGUGGUGAUUUCGAACGCGUUGAAGAAGCCCCGAUGAUCGGAAAGGAUGUGGAAUGCGAACCGUCUAUCGUUGGUGUCGAAACUGUCGAUGCCCCUGCUGCUGCUGCUGUCGUAGCAAGUUUCUGCAUGUUCAAAACUGUGAUCAACUUAGUUCUCUUUGCUACUUUUGUUGGCGUGAACGGAAACGAGAAAACUUGGAGGGAUUCUUCUCGUUUCGACGAUGCGAAUGCGUGGCAAAAUGGAGUCUUCCCCGAAUCCGGAGACACAUUGAUUUUGCCAUCUUGGGAAGCAGUUUUCUGGCCUCAAAAUCUGCUUGUGAACGUGGACGUAGUUUUCCCUUCCACAGGCGCAGUCGUGUUGACCCCAGGUUCAAUGCAAGUUUUCUCCUUGGGAUCUCCUUUGACAAGCAGCAGCAGCAAUGACGGCAGAGUUCACAACGUCUUGAAAAGAUUUCCUGAGAGGCGAAGAACGGAGCAGACGGAUGACUGGUUUGAUCCUAUGAAUUGGGGUUACGGGUUUGAGUUCGAAGGAGCUGUUGCAGGAUUGAAUCCCGUGCCAGAGGCGAAUAGGGUUCCUUGCGCUGGAGACAUGAUCAAGUUUCCUGGGAAUGCGACGUUUCGGGUGAAUGUUUCCGAGGAUGUGAGAGUGGGAGCUGUAAAACUUGGAGCUGGGGAUCUUUUUGGGACAUCUGAUAAAUUUGCUGACUACAGGAACACGCAGCUGGGGUUGCUGCAAAUUCAAGGCCCAGGAAAAAUCUUGUUGAAAACGUGCCGAGAUCCCGUCAGCCAGCAGGAGUGCACGUGCCAAAAUGCUCGCCCUGAAAUUCUGCAAAAAAUAUGCCGUUACGUUUCUUCCUCGGUGUGUGAAGCGUACAGUCAAUAUUGCACGGAUCCGGUGCGACCAGUUGGAAGUUGUUGUCCUGUUUGCGGAUCUAUCGUGACUGGAGCUUUGAGUAUCACUGCAACUCAGAACUGGGACUUGACUGUGGAGAGGAUUGAGAGGAUCCGGAAUGUUGAGCUUGCGAAUGAUCAACGUUUGAAUGCGUUUUAUGCAGUUACUCAUGAUAGAGCUCUUCAACUUGUCGUAGUUCAUUCAGAAGGCAACACUCUUGCAGCUGAAACUGCAGCUCGUAACAUUGAGACAUUUCUCAGAAUCGAAAGCCUGAUCAAAGCCUCGCAAAUAUUCGCAGCUGAAUUAGCAGCGUCUUCGGGAUCUACCUCUUCAGCUUUGAUUGGCGUUUUUGCAUUUGUUUUCAUUGUCGGGAUCAUCUUUGGAUCGCUCAUGUGUACCAAGAAAAAACGUUUGUUUUACUUGCCUCCUAUUGUAGAGCAUUAUGUUCCUGAUGUAGACCUUGGGGACUGGAUUGCUUCCAUUGAACGCCGAUUUCAUAGUUUGAGGACUCGUGAAUUUGAUACAGGCACAGUUUCGUGGUCCAAACUGAGAGAUGGGGGCGGGUUGUUGGCUACUGAAGAAUUGCCAGAUAAUUCCGGAAGGGUGGGUGUUGGUGUUGAAGGAAGAGAACCCGUGAGCGUUUCAAAUCCAAUUUUUGAAGGGGGAUUUGUUGAUGUGCCUGUUUCAGGAAAUAUUCCGCUGGAUGUUGAAUUGAGUUUGUCAAAAAAGUCGCCUGUUUCAUUUGAUAAAGCUGGUGACAGCAACGAGAUACACUUUGCUGCCUCGGGAGAAUUGCCAAUGCAUGUUUUAGAUAUGAUCAUUGAGCGAGGAUUGGUUUCCGAAGUCCUAUUCUCGCAUUUCUCUGGUCCAGUGUGCAAGGAUUUUCUAAAGGGAGAGUGUAAGCGUGCUGGAAAGUGUAGAUUUCGUCACUUAACUUAUGCCGAACUAAGGGAUACAUUUGGAGCAAAACCUUCGAAGCGUUGCGAAACUUCGGAAACGUUUUCCAACGCAAAUGGGAUGAAUUGUAAUGGCACUUGCAAUUCGAAAAGUCGUCAGUCACCGUGCUUCGAAGCAAAUCCUGUGUGUUCAAGUAUGCGGCCCUACAGGUCAUUGGACAACGGUUGGAUGCCUCCUGGAGCUCCCGAACCCAAGAGAUGUCAUUACGACGCAUCAGUGACCCAAUACCACGUGCCUAUGCAUCAUCACGGGCCGUAUUCCACCACGAUGCGAUCUCUGGAGGAGGAAAACGCCAUCCUCAGCAAGAAAGUGGAGCGACUAGAACGCGAAGUUAGCGAUCUGAAAGCCACAAACGAGUUCCUGUUGGACCAAAACGCCCAAUUACGAUACUGCAAAGGUCGUGUGACGACGGUGAACUCUCUGAACACCGUUUCCGUGACCGGGGUCGCAGCCACGGCGACACCCGUGGCGUCAGUGUCGGUUCCUGCAAUCGCCCAGAUUUCGCAAACCGGUGGCCACACGGCCGCCACUACAGCAGUGGUCGCCACUCCGGCCGGAAUCGCGCCUGUGACCAUAUCCAUGUCUCAGCCUUUAACUACUCCAGGAAUGCCGACGACCGCUAUUCCCAUAAGCAUCAGUAGUGCGGUGAAUGCGAUUCAGGGUCCAGUUGUGUCUGCAGGCACGGCAACGGCUUUGGUGACUUAUCCGGCAGUUGUUGAGAACCUCACACCUCUUUCUGCGGAAGUCAUCAGCCGCCAGGCGACGAUAAACAUUGGCACGAUUGGUCAUGUGGCCCACGGGAAAUCCACGGUUGUGAAAGCCAUUUCUGGUGUGCAAACCGUUCGUUUCAAGAAUGAACUCGAGAGAAACAUUACCAUUAAACUAGGUUACGCAAAUGCGAAGAUUUACAAGUGUGACAAUGAGUCCUGUCCGCGUCCUGUGUGUUAUACUUCCGGAGGCUCCAGCAAAGAUGAUUCGUUUCCGUGCUACAGAGCCGCGUGUACGGGACGAUUCCGCGUCCAGAGGCACGUAUCUUUCGUCGACUGUCCUGGUCACGACAUUUUGAUGGCGACGAUGUUGAACGGCGCGGCCAUCAUGGACGCCGCUUUACUUCUCAUUGCUGGAAAUGAAUCUUGUCCGCAACCGCAGACGAGUGAGCAUUUGGCUGCGAUUGAAAUCAUGAAGUUGAAACACAUCAUAAUUCUGCAAAACAAAAUCGAUCUGGUGAAAGAAAGUCAAGCCAAAGAGCAGUUCGAGCAAAUCAUGAAGUUUAUCGAAGGGACCGUGGCGGACGGGGCUCCCGUCAUUCCCAUAUCCGCUCAACUCAAAUACAACAUCGAAGUUCUCUGUGAAUACAUCUGCAAGAAAAUCCCGAUCCCGAAGCGUGAUUUUUUGUCCAUGCCGAGGCUCAUUGUUAUUCGUUCAUUCGACGUGAACAAGCCCGGCAGCGAGGUUGAUGACCUGAAAGGCGGCGUAGCUGGUGGAAGUAUCCUGAAAGGCGUUCUCAAAGUCGGAAUGGAGGUCGAAGUGCGACCCGGGAUAGUUUCCAAAGACUCCGAAGGUCGACUGCUGUGUCAUCCGAUUCGUUCUUGCAUCGUUUCCUUGCUGGCUGAGCAGAAUGAGCUGGCCUACGCGGUGCCCGGUGGCCUGAUCGGCGUGGGAACCAAGAUUGACCCCACCAUUUGCCGAGCGGACAGACUCGUGGGUCAAGUGCUGGGGGCUGUCGGGGCGCUUCCGGAGAUUUACACCGAGUUGGAGAUUUCGUACCAUUUGUUGAGGCGGUUGUUGGGCGUUCGAACCGAAGGAGACAAGAAAGCUGCCAAGGUGGCGAAAUUGACGAAAGGAGAAACGCUGAUGGUGAACAUUGGCUCCCUGUCGACCGGUGGUAGGGUUUUAGCGGUGAAGGCUGAUUUAGGGAAAAUUGCUCUGUCCAACCCCGUAUGUACUGAAAUCGGAGAGAAGAUUGCAUUAUCCCGUCGAGUCGAGAAGCACUGGAGGGACGAAGAACUUGUGUUGGCGGACCUGAGGGCGUCCUGCGACUUUUCAUGGCGAGCCGCGUUUUAUUUUGAAUUCGUUCUGCCCGUGGCAAUUCACUUGAUGGCGACUGAGAAAAUUAAACCAAGUGGAAUUCAUGGUGGAUUUACUGAGUUAUUCUUCAUUUUUAUGCUGAGCAAGUGCACUGUAUUCACUGCAAGUCUACACCGCUCCGCAAUAAUUUCAAAGGAACUUACAGAAGAUGAACCUGUCAAGUUCUCCACAAGUAAGGCUGCAGCAUGGAGAGCCUCUCAAUCAUACGGUGAUCCGACGCCUCCAUCAGAAAGAGCUCCUGCUAUUCAAUCGUAUGCGGUUCUUGGCUCAUUCGCUGCAAUCCUGAUUUAUUUCUGCAUCCUCCGAGAGGAAAAUGAAACUGACAUACGGCUUAGUCAAUCAUUGUACGGUCGUAUUGACGGAAUGGAAGAGCAUCGGAUACGACUGGCGUUGCAACAACGAAAUAAUCCGGAAAAAGAACAACUGCUUUCCCGUUUGCAAGAAAUUUUGGCGGAGAAGGAACGGGACAAAAGUGGAAAUUAGUCACGAAUCUGUACUAGGUUUUAGUCUACCAGCAUUUGUAGAUAAUGUGUGCUCGCUUUGUUCGUA
Molecule: messenger RNA, 9108 nt
Organism: Notodromas monacha
Lineage: Eukaryota; Metazoa; Arthropoda; Ostracoda; Podocopida; Cyprididae
Source: the annotation of a GenBank genome assembly